AUGGCUCGUACUUCUUCCAGCUCUCUUCGCUCGUCAUCGGCAGGGGAUGAAGGGCGCCAGGUCUCAGAGCUUGUUAGCACCAAGCCUACUAAGGGACGUCCCGUGGCUACGUCUACCCCAGCUCGCGUGAACGCGUCCUUGGAGGUUGGCCGCAACAUCUUGCAGAAAUUGACGCAGGCAAGAGCGUCCAAGAAGAACGCCGGUGGAUUCAACGCGGUGGCUUUGACUGCAGUCAAAGAGAGGCUGAACUUACCCGAGGUCAACGAGCAAGUGGAGAAGUUGAUGUCCUCGGAGUCGACCGACAAUAGGGACAAGAUCGCGUCCACACUCGCGGAGAUGUUGGAGAAGGACAAUGCCGUAUUCACCGAAGAGCUCGAGGCCUACAACCUCGACCUUUCCGUGGUCAUCAAGCAGGCUACCGAAAGCGUCGAAAGCUCUCCAGAUUUUUCUCGGUAUCUGCAUAAAACACCAUCUGAGACAUCCGCUGAUUCACACUCUCCCGACCGCUCGCGUCAGGUAUCGCAUAACCGCCCCCGCCAUCGUUCACUUUCCUCAUCUAGCACGGAUGUUUUCUUGGGUCGAGUGGAGUCUCUCGCCAUCGAUUCGGCCAAACAGAUCAGAGAGUUGCGAGAGCAAUUGAAAGCGGAGACAGCAGAGAAAGUGGAAUUCUCGCGGCUCUAUCAGCAAUCUCAGGGCGCCUUAGCUGAAAAGCAGGGUUUAGAGCGGAUAUGGGAAGAAAGGAAGGCGGAUUGGGAGGAAAGAAAGGCGACUUGGGCGGAGGAGAGGGCAACAUGGGCGAAAGUUGAGCAGAGACUGGAACAACUCGCAGAUGGGUACAGACAAGAUAAGGCCGACUACAAGCAGGACAAGGAGAAGUGGGAGACUCGGUACGCGGAAGACAAGGCCGAGUGGCAGCAACAGGCGAAGAAGUGGGAGAACCGAUACGAGAACGAAUUACAAAAGCGGGAGGCGCUCGAGGAGGAAUUGAAGGCCUUGAAGGAGAGGCUUCGUCCCAGCGCGUAA
Pleurotus ostreatus (oyster mushroom) is the source of this 1023-nucleotide messenger RNA. RefSeq lists its product as uncharacterized. The transcript has a single exon. The coding region runs from base 1 to 1023 and encodes 340 amino acids. Lineage: Eukaryota; Fungi; Basidiomycota; Agaricomycetes; Agaricales; Pleurotaceae. The record is from RefSeq and is a predicted model, not a curated record.